UGUUUGGGGAAGUGUAGAAUGUAGCCGCGCGUUCCAUUGCACGUGGACGAUGUGGUACAAUGAGAUCUCACUCUCACGAUUCGCUGUACGGUCACCGACGUAGACGUUCCAGCACUGUUAGCUUCAAGUCCCUCAAUAAGAUACCCGGCGAUGGAAAACCAGGUAUGGAGGGAGGAGAGGCGCCCUCAGUAGCAGAUUACUUUGUGGUAGCGGGAUUAGACGACUCUGUCACACUUCUUCAGCCCCCCGAAUAUGGUGACAUACCACCGAUAGUCGAUCUAAAAAUAGUGCUACCCCUCGAAAAUGAGCUGUGUCCUGAAGGGUGGGAAUAUGUCACACCCUCUCACGCACUUUACCCUGCUAACUUGAACUGGGUCAACCCUGCUCAACUUCCUGUUUAUCUGAUCUGCAGGAGAGGAUAUGAUCUGAAACCUAUAUGUGAACUAGAAGUUCAAUUCAUCGAGCGGAAAGACAGAGUGAAGCAAGGGUUCGAUUAUAUCAAAACCUCGAUAGGCGGAAAACCUGUGUCGCUGAAUGGGCACGUGUCACGACCAAACAAACACGUGUACCUGGGGUAUACACGAGCCAUAACCAACUCCUUCACUGAUGGCAUUACUGUAAUACACCAUACCACAAGCAAGAGAGAUGACAGUAGACAGGGUUUCAAAAGCAUUCGAUUACACAAAAGCACGUUUGGUGGGGAUACUUUCAUCUCCUACAAACUAACGAAAUUCUACGCUGUCACGGGAAUUUUCAAAGAAUCAUUAUUGGACAGGCAUCCGAAAGCUAACAACCCCACAUUUCCUCUGGACGAAAAGAACUCGCCAGCUUUUUGUUUACCAAUGGGAGUACAAGUGGAGUGGUUUCGCAAUAGAGAUCAGAAACCAGCACCACAGUACUCCUCAUUUGUGUUGACUAAUGAGAAGGGGCACAAGAUGUAUGGUUCUGCACUCACAUUUUACGAACUUUUCAUCGGCACUGAAAAGAUCCAAUCCUUAUCAGAAAACUAUCCCAAAGACCCUGACCUAUUCCCAUAUGCAACCAAAAGUAUUUGCAUCCUGUCUCGAUGGCCUUCAUUUUUUGAAACGUUUCAAAAAUGGUUGACAGAGUUAUACGAGAUUUCAAUAUCAGGAUUAGCGCUGACCAUCCCAAUUGAGCGGAUGAUAUCUAACAUGCUGUUUGAUGUACCGUUCCCUACCCUUACCAAACCUACAGUAUCCCUCUCUAUUGGGGAUAAGACUAUACCAUUCGAACAACCACUCACUACUCAAAUACCAACCAGCGGUGGCACAGUGAAAACGCUACUAGAAUGUCUUGAACCAAAUCACCUGUUGCAAGUCUUCUUCCAGCUCCUUCUUGAAGAAAAUGUCCUGUUCAUUUCAUCGUCCUCACUAAAUCUGACAGCGACGGCUGAGGCAUUUUGUUCACUACUUUACCCCUUCAAGUGGAUGUCCCCGUACAUUCCUCUUCUUCCCCGGCUUAUUGGAGAGAGUUGUUUGCAGACUUUGAGUUGGACUGUCCGGUACCCUUCAUCAUUGUCUUCAUAUUGUCACUCCUCAGGAAUGAAGCGGGACUUUCUGGAUAUGUACCACUGUCCGGACCGAGUGACACAGGUGAACCUUGAUCACAACACGGUCAGACUGCCCUCACGAUACAUCAACCCAGCUGAUUACCUCCCAAAACACGUGAUUAACAACCUGAAGAACAGUCUCACUAGUAUCUACAAUAUGUGUGACACCAAUAGCAACGUUCGGACGAGAGCAGUCGAGCUGCAAGUUCAAGAGACAUUCCUAAAAUUCCAAGCAACUCUACUUAAAGGCUACACGGACUUUCUUCUUCCAGUUUUAGAGUCAAAAGACAAAAACUUCUGUAACGCUGAAAAUCUAUUUGAUAUCGAAAAGUUUAUAGCUUCAAGGGAAGAGAUUCAAAGGCCUUUCUAUAAGAAACUGCUGAGUACCCAAAUGUUCAAUUGCUUUAUCAUAGCUCGAUCAUUUAUAUCCGACUCUGACGAAACGUUGGAGUUCUUUGACGGUUGUAUAGAGAGGCUGGAAGAUGAUGCGCCGCUGCUGCACGAAACAGAUUCUAAUCGUGGGGUUACUGUGGUGGUUCAAACUGAGAAAAUGAGUCAAGGUCUGAAGCCGAGCAAGCUGUACAGUUACCCAGUAUUCGUGCUGGAUCAGGAACUGUUCUACACCAAUGUUCCUGAGGAGAGAGGAGGCAUGGAGAGAUCGGUAAUCUCACUGCGGACUAAAGUUGAGAAGCAGAAAAUGUUAAAGCGUGCACGUGCAGCGAAGAUGCGCUGUAACACUCUCUCGUGGAGCAAGUGUCUGUUGCAGCACGUGUACUGUGUAUGGUACCUCUACCUUCCCUCUCUGAUAACGAUCUUAGAACCAGGAGAUGAACAACGAGCUCAACUUAAUACUGCCCUUCAGAUUAUACAGACUCUCAGGACUGACAGAAAAACUAACUUGGAAGAGGUGUGUUACAGAAUAUUGAUAUCUCUAUCCGGGUUCUACGAUCACCCUCAAGUUGCCAUGGAUACCUUCACCCACAUGCAGGAGAACAAAAUGAACAUCAGCGCCGUAACAUACGGUCACUACCAUCGUGCCGUCCUCUUCAACGAGAACGUUAACGGGGACACAGAGACAAACCCUCUUACUCACUGGCGUAUCUUGAGACUUUAUAUCAUGACUUGUGUUGCUUUCAAACGUUUCCGGCGACAAGCCCAAGUCCCCAUAGGAAACACAAGUUCACUCGAAAGUAUUGAAUCGAGCGUUAAGAACAAUGAUUCUCCCACCGGCACUGGCAGAUUCUCAUCUAACGGAAUGUCAGAUUCUGGGAUAGAAUUAGACCAUCCCCUGUCAGCACUUAAAGUUUCGUUUGACAAAAGGACUAGUACCGACACCAGUACAGCCAGUAGUCCCCCUACCACCGCCCAGAAACCCCCCACAGUUCCCAUCAAAAAGAAUCACCGCGGUCACACUCGCAGUAUAUCAGACGUUUCCAUGUUAUCCGUAGGUAACAUUCAUCAGAGACAGCUGUCAGACGAUGCUGGUUAUAGAACCCUCUCCAGACUCAAAUCACCUCGCUUCAAAAGGAACAGUCUCAUGGGUAAAACAGUUCAGGACAAGAGGGGGAUAUCUCGCAGUAACACAAACAGUUUUAAACGAACUAAAAACACCAUGACCCCAAGCAGUUCCACGUAUAGUGUCCAGUCUCUGGAGCCGGAGGAGGAUCCCGGAGAGUUUUAUGUUAGGGAGUUUGAGAACCCUAACCCGAUGAAGUUCACUUUAACACCAGAGUGCGGGGAGGAUCUUGAUCCUGACGCUGAACUCAAGGUUAAGAUCUGGAGUUCGUACACGUGCUCUCAUUGUCAGAGGAUCUACGAUGAGCAGAUUUUAGCAGGCUGGGGUCAUGAGGAGAGUAACCUGUCCACUACUUGUCCCUACUGUGAUAUGACUUCUGUCGCCCAACUCUCUAUAGAGGUGACGUAUCGGUCUUGUAACAGCGAUGCAGAACCACUAACUCCGAAAACAAUCCACCGGGAGAGCAGUAUCAGCAAGACCCAACCAAUCGACACUAACAAUAUUCAGAUAUCACUUGAAGGGGAGGACGACGCUAUGGACUCUUACGAUUCUGGGAACAUAUCUUUUGCAAUGCCGGAGCCGAUUAGAAGAGAGAGGAAGAACCGGAGUGGAUCAGUAUUAGCGAGCAUGAAUCCCAGAACAAUGAGCAUGAAGAAGAAGGAGGAGGAUAAUCACGUGGAGAGAAUUGAGGUUCCUUAUCUCUGUCCUAUCGUACUACGAAAAGAGGUUGAGUGCGUUUGUGAGAGUGACGGACCAGGAGAGAUGGUUAAAGACGACCUGGCCACCUCACAUACCAUCCUCUUCUGGAACAUGGUGUGGUGGUUCUGCAGGGAGAACCUCUCCAGCAGUCUCCCUCUCUACAUUCCUCAGGCUUUUAGGCAUCUCCACCCUAAAGGAUAUCUGUGUCAGAGUGUGGAACUAAGUACUCAAUGGUGCAAGACCGCGCACUCGCUCUACAAUAACUUUGCGGAGUUAUCACACAAUAAGGAUCUGCCUCAGUGCACGCAACUGUGGCGUGUAGUUGAGAACUUUAUGCAGGAUGAUCUGCAAAGUGCGGUGAACCUACUCGUAGUCCACCGAACAGAAGCCCACAUUAAUUUGUACCGUGAGUUGCUCUACCUGGGAUGCAGAUAUAAAAACAGUUUCUCUAAUCUCCAGUUUGACGAGGAUUACACUUCGUGUCUCGCUCGAAUUCCUCAGGUUCGACUACAACUGCCUUUCGAGUUGGAAUUGUCGGAUAGACUACAUUCGAAUUAUAGUCCCACGGACGAGGAUAAAAUCAAACGAUUGAUAUCCUCCAAUCGACUUCAUCCAGACGAUGUCCCGAUGAAGCAAGCAGAUAUUCACUGUCGUCAAAUGUUCUCCUGGUUGGGUUUAUCUAUCUGAGCAACACUUCCCACGCCUCAAACUCUCACGCGUUACACUUAACGCGUGAGGUGAUGCGUUAUAAAAUAUAAACAUUUUGACGUUGAGGGAAAAUGUGACGUCUCGGUAAAGGGUCCUGGUUUUCUUGUUUAUUGUUUUUACACAUUUUUAAUUUUGGACACGGGACGAAGCUGUAAAUGUAUCAAUAUAUUAUCAGAUCAAAGUUAAAGUACCCAAAUUUACAUGGACAAUUUUAACUGUAUAAUAAUUUUUAUCAUCGAACAUGUUAAUUUAAUGUACAGUACGGUUCAAUCUCAAUAAGUUUCUUAGUAACAAAAGCACUGUAAUCAAUUUAAAGUAUUACAUACCAUACUAUCUAGGAUCUUAGACUAUUCUCGAAACUUGUUGUCAGAUGAAAAAUGGCGCCUAAAUUUAACUCAUCUGAUAUUAUGAACUCAAUAAUAAAGCUAAUGCCAUGGUUGAAACCUUUCUUUUCUUACGAGAUUGAACCCAAACAAAAUCUAUGUCUUGUCAGCGCAACUGUUUGUCAAUUAACUUAUAGACGUGUAAUGUUUUCAAAUGAUGUUUUAAAACUCUUUAUCUUAUCGCAGACUCGAUAAGUUUUCAUUAUAAUUCUGGUUCUAAACUUUAACGACCAAUGUUUUGGUAAUUGUGUCUAGCUGCUAAUCUUGAUGAAAGUUCAACGUAAAACGAUUAAAAAAGUAAUUUCAUCUUCAGAACUAGGCACAGUUAACAUAUAAAUAUUCGAUUGGAAUGAGGGGGCAGUUAUAAGUUGGGAAACAGAGUUUAUUAAAGAGUGUGUCCUGUCAAGCUGUUUGAUUAAUUUAUUUGUUUUUAUCUUUGUAAAUAGAGUCUAAUUAUUAAAUUGAUUUU
Bolinopsis microptera is the source of this 5345-nucleotide messenger RNA. RefSeq names its product DENN domain-containing protein 4C-like. Gene Ontology annotation, cellular component: cytoplasmic vesicle. Lineage: Eukaryota; Metazoa; Ctenophora; Tentaculata; Lobata; Bolinopsidae. Gene Ontology annotation, biological process: regulation of Rab protein signal transduction. The record is from RefSeq and is a predicted model, not a curated record.